Messenger RNA from Aspergillus homomorphus CBS 101889, 1710 nucleotides. Its product is annotated as phosphatidylinositol N-acetylglucosaminyltransferase subunit A/GPI3. Gene Ontology annotation, biological process: GPI anchor biosynthetic process. The record is from RefSeq and is a predicted model, not a curated record. Gene Ontology annotation, cellular component: glycosylphosphatidylinositol-N-acetylglucosaminyltransferase (GPI-GnT) complex. Lineage: Eukaryota; Fungi; Ascomycota; Eurotiomycetes; Eurotiales; Aspergillaceae. Gene Ontology annotation, molecular function: phosphatidylinositol N-acetylglucosaminyltransferase activity. The transcript is spliced from 5 exons. Bases 162 to 1601 code for a protein of 479 amino acids.
UCGGGAUGGCUUCACUCGACCUCCUUUCUCCUUCUGUCGGUCACACAGCCUCCUUUUUGGCUUGGACGUGUUGGUCGAGUGUAAAAUGGACGGCGGUUGAGCGCGUCUGACUCGAGAUCGCGCAGAAACUCCCAAGAAAUAACCCAGAAAUAGUCGAAAUUAUGCCUUACAACAUUGCUAUGGUCAGUGACUUCUUCUUCCCCCAACCAGGCGGAGUUGAAAGUCACAUCUACCAGCUCUCGACUCUCAUCGACCGCGGUCACAAAGUCAUCAUCAUCACACACGCCUACAAGGGCCGGACCGGGGUGCGAUACUUGACCAACGGGCUCAAAGUAUACCAUGUCCCGUUCUUCGUGAUUCACCGGGAAUCGACCAUGCCGACGGUCUUCUCCUUCUUUCCCAUCUUCAGAAACAUUGUGAUACGCGAGCAGAUCCAGAUUGUGCAUGGUCAUGCGAGCUUGAGCAGCUUCUGCCAUGAAGCCAUUCUUCAUGCGCGCACUAUGGGUCUGCGGACGGUGUUCACAGAUCAUUCACUGUUUGGCUUUGCGGACGCAGCGUCCAUCUUGACCAACAAGCUGCUGAAGUUCAUUCUGAGUGAUGUUGACCAUGUCAUCUGUGUCAGCCAUACAUGCAAAGAAAACACGGUCCUUCGAGCCUCCCUGGACCCGCUGAUGGUGUCCGUGAUUCCCAACGCCGUGGUGGCCGAGAACUUCCGGCCAGCAGAACCGCGAUCGGUAAAGCCCAUCGGCCCCAAUGACACCAUCACGAUCGUUGUCAUCUCCCGCCUCUUCUAUAACAAGGGCACGGAUCUACUCAUCGCGGCUAUCCCGAGGAUCCUCGCGUCGCACCCGAAUGUACGGUUCAUCAUUGCAGGGUCCGGCCCCAAGGCGAUCGACUUGGAGCAAAUGCUGGAGCGCAAUGUGUUGCAAGAUAAAGUUGAAAUGCUGGGGCCGGUUCGGCAUGAGGAGGUUCGAGACGUCAUGGUGCGUGGUCACAUCUACCUCCACCCUAGCUUGACCGAAGCGUUCGGCACCGUCAUCGUCGAGGCAGCCAGCUGUGGGCUCUAUGUGGUGUGCACACGGGUUGGUGGUAUUCCCGAGGUGCUACCUCAGCAUAUGACGACGUUUGCCAAGCCCGAGGAGGACGACAUCGUCCUGGCGACCGGGAAGGCCAUUGCUGCCUUGCGGUCGAAUAAGGUGCGGACAGAUCGCUUCCAUGACCAAGUGAAGAUGAUGUAUUCCUGGACCGAUGUUGCGGAGCGCACAGAGCGAGUUUACCAGGGGAUCUCUGGGGAUAUCAGCCCGGAGGAGUUCUACGGAUACUACCCUGGGGAAGGCCUGGAGGCCAGCGGUGACCGGGUACGCAGCUUUGCGCUGAUUGAUCGACUGAAACGAUACUACGGGUGUGGGGUGUGGGCAGGCAAGCUGUUCUGUUUGUGCGUGGUGAUUGAUUUCCUACUCUACGCGUUCCUGGAGAUGUGGUUCCCGCGGGCGAACAUCGACAUUGCACGCAGCUGGCCCAAAAAGGUGCACCAGCGCAACGAGAACCACUCCCUUGGGAACGAACAGAAGAACGAUCGCGACCGGUUACAUGCAAAUUGAUCGACUCCUCAACCCUUUUCUCAUGAUACCCUUUUAGUUCUAAUAUGGUGCACCUAUCUACGAGUUAUCACAGCGGGCAAGAAGAUACCCUUCAUCAGAAGCAUCGUCG